Physella acuta is the source of this 1658-nucleotide messenger RNA. RefSeq lists its product as uncharacterized. NCBI's taxonomy places the organism in Eukaryota, Metazoa, Mollusca, Gastropoda, Physidae. The record is from RefSeq and is a predicted model, not a curated record.
CCAAUUAAUUAUCACAGAUAAACAAUCAUAGAAAUAUUUUUAAAACUGCAAUUGUGUUUUGUAAAUAAAGUAACUCACAAACUUGUAUAGAUUCUAUACUGAAAAUAAACCGGGAGUGAUCUCCCCUAAACUUUCUCGAAUAUUCUUAUAUAAAAUAACAGGGAAUGGGAACUCGGGCUAUAGACAUGAUUUUUAAUCCAUUUUAAAUACUUAAAGUUUUAAAAAUAGAAUAAAAUCUCGUAGACAAAUUAAUUGCACACCAAGUGAACGCCAAAUAAAAAAGCGCAUAAUAGUGCGCAAUAUUAUUAGUACUUUUAAAAUUUACAUUAGUUUUUUGAGAAAUCGGAAGUAGCGUAAAGUACUACUUCCAGUCAACGGAAAUUACUCAAAAUUUAACAGAAGAAAUUUGGUGUAAAUGGGUCAGCUGACAUCUAGACAAGAAAUACUACAGACAGAAGUCAGUGAUCCAGAGAUGCGCAAUUGGUUGUAUGCAAGCAUGGCAAUCAGAGAGACUUCUCAAGUUUUAGCCAAGUAUGUCCACACUCAGAUUUCACAAAUGCACAAGAAUAUGCGGAGAGCUAUUGGAGCAUCUGGACCCUGUAAACAGAAUUGUAGUCACAAGGAUGAGAAAAAUAAUGUGUGGUGUACAUCUUGUGACAGGUGGAGGAAGGAAAUCCUGUGUGUGUGCAAUCCUCAGUAUAAAAUCAACUGGACGCGACUCAACUCUUCCCAAUGGCAUGCUAAUCCCUACGAGGUAGCAAGAGCCUUCAUUCCCAGAGCUCACAGAUUGUACUAUAAAUCAGCUGAGUUCCAUGAAGACUUUAGGUUUAGCCUGAGCUUUAUUGAAAACUGCCUGCUCUGCUCAGCUCCACCAUUGCUAUGCCAGAAGGCUAGACAGUGUCAAGGCCGGGUCAAGAGGAAAAACCUGCGCAUGAGAAUGCGAGAUGAAGAUCUACAGGUAACAAUAUCUGUGUUAACUCAACUGCUUGCUCUGCCUGAGUUGGGGCAGACAGAGCCUGUCGUACACAAGUUGCAGUUACUCCAAGACUUGCCAGAUACAAGUGAUGGCUGUAAGAUAAUGUAGCAGUUAAUCCAAAAUUUGCCAGAUACAAGUGGUGGCUGUAAAAUAAUGUAGCAAUUAUUCCAAGACUUGCCAGAUACAAGUGAUGGCUGUAAGAUAAUGUAGCAAUUAUUCCAAGACUUGCCAGAUACAAGUGAUGGCUGUAAGAUACUGUAGCAAUUAUUCCAAGACUUGCCAGAUACAAGUGAUGGUUUUUUUGGAUAAUGUAAGUGCUAAACAAUGGCAUGUUUUUUAAGUCAAAAGGUAGUUUUUACAUCAUGUAAAUUAUGCACAGCUAAUUAAGUGAUACUUUUUUUUGUAUAGAAAAUAUGGAUUCUAAUCUUUUAUUUUCUUUUUUAAAAUUAAGUUUAAAAAAAAAAAAAUCAUAAAUCCUAACCAUACAGAAAAAAAUAAUUUAAAGAAUCUUAUAAAUUGAAACUAAAAUGUGAAAUUGUUUAUGUUUAACAGCAUUAAUGGAAUGUAAGAAAUUUUGUAAAAUUUGAUAUUUAAAUGACAAAUGAGUUGAUUUCUGACCAAAUCUAUUUGUAAACUUAUACAUUGAAAUUCUUGUGUGAAGUUGCUGAUAACUCCAGCUUAU